Molecule: messenger RNA, 5118 nt
Organism: Cyclopterus lumpus (lumpfish)
Lineage: Eukaryota; Metazoa; Chordata; Actinopteri; Perciformes; Cyclopteridae
Gene: elf2b
Product: E74-like factor 2b (ets domain transcription factor)
Exons: 10
Coding region: 2654-4777 (707 amino acids)
Biological process (GO): regulation of transcription by RNA polymerase II; cell differentiation
Cellular component (GO): nucleus
Molecular function (GO): DNA-binding transcription factor activity, RNA polymerase II-specific; sequence-specific DNA binding
Source: RefSeq, a predicted model, not a curated record
ACGCUCUCGUAGCUAGCUGACGUUAGCCGAGUUCAGUUUCUGUUUCCAGUCAGCUCGCUUGUCGUGUCCGACGGUCCUUGAAGUGCAUCGUAUGGCACAUGAUUUAAUGACCAACUCGGCGUACUAAUCUUUACAAAUCAAUAUGUAAAUGAUGCAAGAGCUGGCUAAUAGUUAAUUGAGCGGGUUUAGGAAUAGCAACGGGAUCAACAGGGAAUCUCCCUUUGAUACGCUGAACAUGAUAUAACGUUAUAAUCUUGCUGUUGUCUUUCAUAUCUCUUCAUUGUCCGGCCAGCCAACUGCGUGAUAUUGAUUAUUUUGAUUUUUGGAUCUAACCUCGCAGCUGUUUAUGAGUCGGAGGUAUUGCCAAACUCAAACAAGCUUUGUGUCAACACUGAAACUACAUUGGCUUCUCAGGACAGCUAGUGAGUGCAUAUCAUUGUAACCUAGCCGUGUGAUGGAGGAUCAGGUAACUAUAAGUAGGCCAUUGGUGGUGACAUGCUGUCAAUAUGGGUUUAAGGUAUCCCGGUAUAAGGUUAUUUGUUAUAAAGAAUUGACAUAAGUACAUCUGCAUUUCUAUGGUAUUCAGAAAAAGGCACACAGGAGCAGUCUGGCUGCUACAUGUUAAUUGUUAAUCAUAAGACACUUUUUAAAAGGUCACAGCUGAUGUUAUUUUUAAUGUAGUAGUUAUUAUAUAACAUGCUAUAGUGCUGCUAUGUAAACUAACAUGCUUAUGUAACAUUGUAUUGUCAUGAGUCCAUGACAUUUUUUUAUAUCUGGUUGUUAUUAUUCUUUAUUAUAAUUCUGUCCACAUUGCUUUAAGGGACAUGGUAACUGCUAAUAACAAUAAUAAUAAUAAUAGUGGAAUACCAUAUAUUGUGAAACUGUGAUACUUUCUGAGAGUUAUCAAACUGUUAAAAUCACAUGUUACAACCCCAAGGCCUGUCAACAGGGUAAGACUUUGUUCGUAGCUUUUUUAAUUUUCUCAUCGCUUGUUGAAAAUUAAAAUAGAUAAUAACCGCUUUAAUGAUUGACUAUUUUUAUUUAUAUCAUAUUUGAAAAGUGUUAUUUGGAGUAUAUGGGAAGUAAAUAAACAUAGUUUGUUACGUCCUUGCUCUUUAUGCUUUCAUGACCGUUUUGAUUGUGCGUGUGGGGAGGUAGUGAUGUACAGUUCACAGAGGCCAGGGUCCUGGACAUGCGGUGUCGCUGUGAGCUGUGCUGAAGUGUCUGUAAUUUGUGCUGGCAAAUGAUUGACCAGCCUGCUUUUUGGCCAGCUGGUAUGACCUGCAGUCAAAGCUAACAAUUGCUCUCUGAAGGAUUUUGCUGAAUGUUCUGUAGUGGAGCAAAAUAAUGAGAGGCUGGUCGAGAAAAGACUAUGGCUGCAUGAUUAUGCGAGGUGCCAAUAUCAGUAAACCAGAGAAGGAGUUUAGUAGAAGGGAGAUACUACACAUCGUUAUUAUUUUAUUGUCACUUUCUGUAAAUCUUUAUAACUAAUUUAAUGUGGACAUUGAGGGCUGCCUCCUGCAGAUUUCUAUUGGAAUUUCUGCCGAGGAUGAAAUAAGAUCAGCGCUGUAAUUUACCAUAACAUAAAACGGAGAAAAAGAAAAAACCCUCACUUUGAGAACGCUUAAAUCUUCACGGAUUUGGCUUUUUUCCUUGGGCAAAUCAGUUUUGGUCAAUCAGGUAAAUGAUUAAUGGACUAAUUAUCCAAGACUUUAACGUAAUGUUAAAGGCUCAUUUUCCAAACUUGCACCUCUUUGGAUUUAGUUAUAGCUUCCUGAAUGACUCUUGACAUUCAAAGGCUAAAGAUGUUAAUUAGUACAUUUAAUGUGUUGGUUGUGUAAGCGUAUUGAUAACAUAAUUUGCUGCCAUUUUACUUAUUAAGACUAAUGUGUAUUCCAGAAUACACUGUGACAGUUUCAGGCUUAUUUCAACACCAGACACUAUAGCAGAGUAUUUAAACUCAACCACAUGACCAUAACGUAGCAACUAAAUGAUAUAGAGAGUGUGUGUGUGUGUGUGUGUGUGUGUGUGUGUGUGUGUGUGUGUGUGUAUGUGUAUGUGUAUGUAUGGGCUGUAUUUGCACAUUGUGUCAUCACUGUGUCUGUGUGUAUAGGGAGAGGGCAGGGCACAAGGCAGGGCGUUGUAUCUUUACCAGCAGCCCCAGAUACUUGGAACAAAAGCUCUGUUGUUGGAAGAUCAUGUGACUCUGUGUGUGUGUGUGUGUCCACCCUUGUCAUGUGAUCUGAGCUUAGGGCAGGGUCUGAGAAGUGCUGACUCGCUCUCAGAGGUUGCUUCCAGCCAGGGAACAGGCAGACAGCGAGCAUGCAUGCAGAGAGAAGAGAUGAACGGCCAGAUGGAUGGAUGUCAGACAGAGAGGAGAUGUGGGAGAGAGUCAAAGACAGGCAGAGAGAGAGAAAGGUGCAGAAAAAGUCCUGUUGUUUUCUCUUACCACAACAAGAAAGCACCGCUCUCAUUCCUUCAUUCUCCUCGUCUCUUUGUGGAUAGCAGCCAAGUAAAGAUGCAAGCCUGCAUUUUGACUCGCAACUUUUCUAUGGCAAGGGGCCUUUAUUCACCAAACUGGUGGGAGUCCACCAGACGGAGGUGCUGUGGCUAAUCACUGGCUGUAAUCUCAUAUCCCUGAGGAGCAUGAGUCAUGACCUCAGUGGUGCUGGUCGACACUGGUGGGACGGUGGUGGAGUAUGUCACAGUGGAAGAGGGGGACUCCCAGCAGGAGGGAGAGUGUGAGGUGGACCUGGAGUUUGAGGGAGAGGUAGAAGGUGAAUGUGAAGCCGAGGAGGCCUAUGAAGAAGUACAGGACAGAGAGGAGGCCGAGAACUACCCAGCAGUCAUAGUAGAAGAGGUACCCGGCGCCAGACUGGCCGAUGAGCGAGGUUACUCAGCCCAGGUGUUCGUAUAUAACGACGAGGCCUACCUGAUGCAGGAAGUAGGCGAUGAGCAGGAGGUGGAGACAGAAGGGGAGGCAGUGGAGGCUUCUGUCCACGGCACCAGUGUUCACUGCUCUGACAAGACCUUUGAGGCUGCAGAGGCUCUGCUGCGCAUGGAUUCACCUUCCAGCCUCAGAGAAGACCGUAGCCCAGAAGCUUUUAUCCCGCCCUACAUGGUGACACCAGACUUCCUUCACGCAGCCAUGCGUCCCGACAUGAUUGCAGCAACAGAAGUCGAGAUAUCGACAGAGGAGUGCUGCGAGGAGGAGGAGGAGGAGGAGGAGGAAGAAGAAGAAGAAGAAGAAGAUGAGGAGGAAGAAGAAGAAGAAGAUGAGGAGAUGGUCACUUUGCUUGAAGAACCAGAGCCAGGUCACGAGCCCGUCAGGAAGAGGAGAGCUGGACGGAAGCCAAAGACGCAUCAGUCAUCUAUUUCCAACGGCUCACUGGACCUCGGCAUCAAGAAGAAACCAAGAGAAGGGAAAGGGAGCACCACCUACCUCUGGGAGUUCCUGUUGGACCUCCUUCAGGACAAAAACACGUGUCCCAGGUACAUCAAGUGGACGCAGAGGGAGAAGGGCAUCUUCAAACUGGUCGACUCAAAGGCUGUGUCCAAGCUGUGGGGGAAACACAAAAACAAACCAGACAUGAACUAUGAGACCAUGGGACGGGCACUCAGAUAUUACUACCAGCGUGGCAUCCUCGCCAAGGUAGAGGGCCAGCGGCUGGUUUACCAGUUCAAAGAUAUGCCCAAAAACAUUGUAAUCAUCGACGACGACAAGGCAGACAUGCCCUCCCACGACGAUCUGAUGGGCUCAGAGACCGUAUCCUACGAGCGCGUGCCGCCUCCAUCAGACAUGCUGCUGCAGGCGACCGAGCUGUCCUCCUCCAAGAAGCCCAACAUCUUGCGGGGCGGGAACAGGGCCAACGUGCUCCAUGCUACCGUCGCCACAGGCAGCAAAACAGUGGCAGGAGGGGGUGCAGCGAUGAUGGCAGGGCUCCCAAGGAUAAUGUCUGUUCCAGGAGUAUUGGAUGGGAGUCGGCAGUCUCAUACGGCUAUCAUCCCAACUGCCACCGGUCCCAGGACGGUGCGGUUGGCCAUGCAGGUGCCUGUAGUCAUGACAACAUCACUGGGUCAGAAGAUCUCCACUGUUGCUGUGCAUCAGCCGACGGGAACAACAGCGGCAGCCGGCCAUACCACCCUCCUCACCAACACUUGUGCUGGUAACAACAACUCGCAACAGAAGGUUGUGAUCCAGACCAUCCCCACCAUGGUCCCAGCUACAGCAGAGAAUGGAGACAAGAUCACUGUCCAGUUGGCCAAGAUCAUCACAAUCCCAGCCCACCAGUUAGCCCAGUGUCACCUCCAAACUUCCACAGGCUCAAACAAGUUCACCAUCGGGAGCUCCCCAGCGGGUAUCAGCCUCCUCAGGAGCCCCCUGACGGUCCGGGCUCUGGCACCUGUCAAUGUCGCCCCAGGAACGCAAGUGAUGAGACUCACUUUGCCGACGCAGACGCAACAACAGACUCUGGUGGUGUCACAGCCGGGUAGCGUGCCGGGGGUGGUAACCGUAUCAACUGCCUCUCAGACGGUGACGGCACACCCUCGGAUCCUAAGCGGCAUCAUUAAUGGUUCAGAGCUGAUGAUCGGAGCACCGGUAACCGGACUAGUCUCAAUGGAGAAGUUGAAGGCAGCAGGAGUCCAGGUCCAAACUGUGCAGGUGGCAGUCCAGCAGAACCCCAAAAUGGUCCAAAACGUCCAAUCAGAGGCCGUGGAUGCUGAGGUGGUUAUCAAACUGGAAACACCUGACGUGACGAUAGAGCCCGAGUGUUGAGCUGUACACAUUUGGGAGUGGUGGUUUGUAAAGGUAUACACCACUUUACUCUUGUGAUAACCAGCAGCAGUCUGAGACUUUAAAAGACUCCGGAAGGCCUGUUUUUACAUCUUUGUUGCUACUUUACUGAUCCAAGCCGGUCCUCAGAACCACACUGAAACCUCAAGAGUGUUGUGUAUGGAGUUCACAGGAAUGCACACACUUUAAAUGGACUUGUUGUAAAAGGUAAAGGGACCAACCUUGAUCACUACAAUGUAUGCUUUCUAAAUGGAUCACCAUUGCUGACUCGAAUACAAGAAAAAAAAGAAAAGAAACUUAAAAAAAAAAAAAAACCUGAAACA